This is a messenger RNA of Melospiza georgiana, 3090 nucleotides long. Its product is annotated as zinc finger protein 777-like. The record is from RefSeq and is a predicted model, not a curated record. Bases 1 to 2574 code for a protein of 857 amino acids. The transcript has 6 exons. Gene Ontology annotation, biological process: regulation of DNA-templated transcription. NCBI's taxonomy places the organism in Eukaryota, Metazoa, Chordata, Aves, Passeriformes, Passerellidae.
AUGGCGGAGCUCCCGGCGCGCCUCGAGGCGCUGGAGCGGCGGAUGGAGCGGGCGGAGGCGGCGCUGCGGGAGCUGCCCCUCGCCGCCCUGCAGCUCCACGGGGUGAGAGCCGCGAUGGGCGAGCCGGGGGAGCGAGCAGGGCUCGCUGGUGGGGCUGAGGGUGAGACCGAGGAGGGCUGGGAGUGGGAUGGGGGAGUCGCUUAUGGGGUCAUUGUGGGGCCGGAGCCGGUGCUGCAGGUCCCGGUGCGGUUCGAGGAUGUGGCAGUGCGGUUCAGCCGGCAGGAGUGGGCAAGCCUGGACGAGGGACAGAAGGAAAUGUACCGGAGCGUCAUGGAAGGCAACUACGAGAUGCUGGUGUCCCUGUACUCUGCCCUGUCCAAGCCCGAACUGUUACUGCAGCUGGAAAGUGAAGAGCUGAGCACGCCGCCAGAAUCAGAGACAGAGGCAGAAGAGAUGUCCCCAGAGCUGGCUGUAGAGCCAGCCCGACAGAACUGCACCAGCGAUGAUGCACUGCUGGAGACAGAGACAAUGGACAGGGGCUGCAGGGAGCCAGAGGAAAGCGGGAAUGUGGCAGAGAAAAGUGAGAACCUGGUGGAGGAAAGCUGGGGCCUAGUGGAGAUAAGAGGGAACGUGAUAAAGGAAAUCUGGGAUGUGGCAGAGGAAAACAGGAGCUCAGCAGAGGAAAACAAGAGCCAGGCAGAGGAAAACAAGAGCCAGGCAGAGGAAAACAGAAGCCAAGCAGAGGAUAACAGGAGCCAAGCAGAGGAAAACAGGAGCUCAGCAGAGGAAAACAGGAGCUCAGCAGAGGAAAACAGGAGCUCAGCAGAGGAAAACAGGAGCCAAGCAGAGGAAAACAGGAGCUCAGCAGAGGAAAACAAGAGCCAGGCAGAGGAAAACAGGAGCUCAGCAGAGGAAAUCAAGAGCCAAGCAGAGGAAAUCAAGAGCCAAGCAGAGGAAAUCAAGAGCCAAGCAGAGGAAAUCAAGAGCCAAGCAGAGGAUAACAGGAGCUCAGCAGAGGGUAACAGGAGCCCAGCAAAAGAAAGUGGGAACCCAGCAGAGGAGACUGAGAACCUGAUGGAGGAAAGCAGUAGCCCAGUGGUCCCAGAGAACUGCAGCACACCACCUGUCCCUCUGGAAGCCCCUGCUGUCCCGGCGGAUCUCAGCCAGCCAAGAUCCCCUCCCUGCCUGCUGCCCGUGCACUGCCAGGACGCCGUGGCUCAGAACAGUCCUCCCCCUGCAGCAGGAGAUGCUGAAGCGGGGAUCCCGAUGGAGGUGCCACAGGAGGAGGUUGCUGCAGAGAAUCUGUCAAUGCCCAAAACACCCUCCAAGGGUCAAGAAGAGGACAAGGGUCAUGAAGAGGAGGCCAUGAAAGAUCCAUGGAAUACUGGCCAAGAUCUGGUGGCCGACAUUCCUGAAGAACCAGGAAAGGAGGUGGCACCAGAUGUCCACAAGAUGACAGAACAGGCAGAUCCCAGCCCAGGGGAGCCAGAGAAGGACUCCUGCGUGGGCCGGCCCGUGCCCUGGCAGCGAAAUUCCGCCCGGGAAUUUUACUCCUGCCCCAUCUGCAGGAAAACCUUCCUGCUGAAGAUCAACCUCCUGAUCCACCAGCGUGGCCACACCAACUGGGUGCCCUAUGUCUGCGUCCACUGCGACCGCAAGUUCAUGUCCAAGAAGAAAAUCAGGCGGCACCUGCGCGCCUGGGCGGCCAACGGGACGUGCCAGCCCUCGGAGCUGGAGGUGUGUCCCAGCCAGGUGCCAUUCCCAGCGUCCCAUCCCCAAACCUGGCCAGCUAAUGGCAUGUACCAGGCCUCAAAGCCGGAGGAGUGUCCCAGCAGGACGCCGUGCCCAACAUCCCAGCCCCAAACCUGGGCACCCAAUGGCUCCUGCCAGCCUUUGGAUGCAAAUGGAUGUCCCAGCCAAGGGAUGCCAUGCCCAACAUCCCAGCCUCAAGCCUGGGCACCCAAUGGCCCCUGCCAGCCCUUGGAUGCAAAGGCAUGUCCCAGCCAGGGGCCAUGCCCAUCAUCCCAGUGCCCAACAUCCCAGCCCCAAACCUGGGCAGCCAAUGGCACCUGCCAGGCCUCAAAGCCGGAGGAGUGUCCCAGCCAGAGCCUGUGCCCGUCCUCGCAGCCACAAACCCCGAGCAGGGACUGUGGCACGGUGUGGCAGGAGCCCGGCCCUGCCCGGUGCUCGCUGCCACCUGGAAAAGUGAUGUACACGUGCACCGAGUGCCGGGAGAGCUUCUCCAACCAGGUGUUCCUGACGGUGCACCAGCGCCGGCACUCGGGCCACCACCUCAUCCUGUGUCCCUGCUGCAACCGCAGCUUCACCUGGGUCUCGGACUUCGUCCGGCAGCACUGGAUGCUCAUGGGCGUCCGGCCCCACCAGUGUGGCAUCUGCCAGAAGACCUUCAAGAGGUUCUCCCACCUCAAGGCCCACCAGAGGAUCCACAGGCGGCAGGAGCGGCCGUUCGCCUGCGCCAACCCGGGGCCCGUUGUGGCGGCUCCCGCGGCAGGGGACGGGGUGGGAAGCCAGGCUGUGACCCCCCAGGGAUGGGGCCCUGCUGUGGGACCUUGAGGUGACCUCCCGGAAUGGGAGGCUGCUGUUGGAGCUCAGGGUGUACACACAGGGGUGGGGGAAACUGCUGCUGAAAUUCGAGGUGACCUCCCAGAGACGUGAGGUGACCUCCCACGAUGCUGCUGAUGACUUUGAGGUGACGUCCCGGACACAGGGUGCUGCUGAUGGACUUUAAAUUGAGAUCCCUAGGAUAGGAGGCUGCUGUCUUAUCUUGAGGUGAAGAAUGGGAUGGUGCUGCCGAUGGGCAUUAAGGUGUCCUCUCAGGAAUGGGAUACGUGAUGAACCUUGCUGCUGUUGAACCUUGAGGUGUCCUCCCGAGAACAGGAUGGUGCUACCUAGACUGAAAUGACUCCCAGGGAUGCAAUGCUGCUGCUGGAUUUUGAAGUGACCUGGGGACUGGAGGCCGCUGUCAGACCUUCUCCCCUCUAUCCCUGUCCAGAUGAAGGCUGGAACAUGGACAACAUUUUCUGGCUCCCCUGCCCUGGUGUGGGGACGGGGGGCACCGGCCCAGCCCAU